CUCAAACUGGAAUAGCUCGCCUGUCUCCAGGCAACAGGCCUGACGCAACCGCUGGAAAAAAAAAAAAGUCCCUUAAAUAAAAAAAAAACCAACCCCAACACACACACACAGAGAUUUCUGAAGCAAGACAGAGAGGAGGAUGAGACAGUCUCCUGAAGGCACUGGUGACACUCCUCUGCAAAUACCGAGUUGGAGACCCGAGGCGGAAGGAGGGAGCCAAGAUGUCUGUGCAAUCUUCUCUCUGACUCGGUCCCCGGUGUUCAUCCAGGGCCAGUGUGGUGCAUGAGCAGGUGCCAUCAUCACCACAACUGUCCUCCAAGGGGCUGUGUUUGGCACACCGCAGGAACUGGUCCAGCCCUGAGGGUUUCCCACCUCCAUCCCUGGUCCUUUGCAGCACACCCCUAUGCCAUUGGACUCCGAAAGAGGAUGUCUCUACCCAAAAUCCAAAUAGAAGAGGCACUGGACAGCACAGAUGCUGGCUCUGGAGGUGCUGCUCCUCCUGAUGACCACCUGAGGAGCCUCAAGGCAUUGACAGAGAAGCUGAGACUGGAGACCAGGCGCCCGUCCUACUUGGAGUGGAAGGCGAAGCUGGAGGAGCAGGCAUGGAAGAGCCCCCAGCCAGCGGGAGAGGAGGAGGCAGUUGAGGACAAAAAGGCCACAGGGGAGACUGUCCCCUUGAGGAAAGUGCAGUUGCAUCUCAAUGGGAGCCCUCCCCAGGACAAGGUGACUCUUACCUCAGGGAGAAUAAGCGGCUUUGAGAGCAUCGAUGAAGCUUUGACGUGGCUCAGGAAGGAACUGGCAGAAAUGCGCCUGCAGGACCAGCAACUGGCGAGGCAGCUCAUGCGCCUUCGCAGCGACAUCAACAAGCUGAAGAUCGAGCAGACCUGCCACCUGCACCAGCGCAUGCUCAACGACGCCACGUACGAGCUGGAGGAGAGGGACGAGCUCUCCGACCUCUUCUGCGACUUCCCCCUCGUGAGCUCCUUCAGCCUCUCCACGCCACUCAAGCUCAUCGGGGUCACGAAGAUGAAUAUCAACUCCCGCCGGUUCUCGCUGUGCUGAAGGGAGGAAGAAGAGGGAAGGAUGGGGGAGAAAGAGAGAGAGGACUGGGCAGUGCCAGGGCUCUCUCUGCCUGACGGCUGGGUGAAAAGAGGCCAAAGAGGGGCAGACAGAACAGGAGCAAACAGGGAACCCACAGCUGGUCUUGGUGGCAGGGUAGAGCAGCAGAGCUGGGCACUGAGAUGGCCUAGAGAUGCUUGUCAGGAAGACAGAACCUGCACGGAGGAAGCACAGAGAGCAUCUGAACCCAAAAUGUGCACUUAGCCUGCUCCUUUGCAAAGUCCCUCCUCCUUCUCUUCCCCCCACAGUAACUAAGAGGACGCAGCUCCAGUGUGGUUGUUUGUACUCAAAAAUCAAAGGAGGGUGUCAAAGAUCAGCCACAAAGCAAAGAAAAAUCCCUUUUCCCUUCCCCUUUACCUCCUCCCAGGUUAGAGCCAUCUCUUCAGAGUCGGUCUCCUCCCUGGAUGUCUCCUUGGGCCCAAGCACAGGGUCUGCAGGGCUAUUCCAGGUAAGAAACUGAUUUCCAGUGGAAAGGAGCCCUCCCAGCAGGUGAAGGACUGUGGGUUAAAUGGUAUGCAGGCCCAAGAAGUGGUGGGAUGUGUUUGUUGGCUUGCUCCGUUGAGUCCAGUGUACUCUAGCUUAACUUUGCCUGUGGUAUAGAUUAUGGACAGAUCACGGACAAAUUUAUAUAGAGACUCCAGCCAGCCAGAAGUCGCCUGUGUGCUGUAGGAGUCCUACCCAGAGCAAUACAUGUUCCUGAUCUUCUUGUCAGCAGUAGCCACAAGACACUGUGCGGUUGCCCCCUACAAGCAGGAAGGCAAAGGAGGUAACUUACAUCUGAGAUAUCUCGUAUCAGAGAAAUCACCCCAGACUGACAUUCUCCCAAUAGCAGCACCAGCAAAUCCUGGAUCCUCUGUAGCAACACACAUCCAUCAGAGAAAGGAACUUCAAGAGGAGAAAAGGGACUUCUGUGUAAUGAACACAAAUUGUGACUAAAAUUAAAGGGAGAAAUAUUGUUGCAAACACGUGGGAUUCCCUCCCUGCUUGGCAGCAUGUAAGAUGGAUGCUGUAUUUUCUUGCCUUUCAGUGCACACAGCUGCACACUUGCCUGUAUGUGGCACGGAGGGCAGAGACACCCAUGGUGUAGCCCAGCAAGGGCAGGGACACAGGUGGUCUAGCCAUGGCAAUCUUGGGACACCUGGCACCCAAGACAGUCUGUCUAGAGGGAGCGUGGGUGCCUCUAGGCUCUCCCUCCUCUGUUGACACCUCUCCUGGCUGUGUCAGAGAGGUGCAAUCUCUCACCCCAUCACCCCAACCCAGCUCUGCUCUCUGCCACGUGCCCAAAUGGAGAGCUCUGUGGCUGGGUGAAUGUGACUGUGUCCAUGCAGCACCAGCCCAAGCCCUGGGGACGAGUGGGAGAUGCGAGCCAGCGCUGAGCUGAAAGCUGUGUGGCCGUGUUGAUGUGCCUGUGCCUGACUGUGUCUGUAAGCUGUGUGUGCGCAUAAGUUGUUGUGUGUGUGUGCGUGUGAGCCCACGAGAUGCCUCUCUCAGGAGGCUGAGUGGUGGACCCACGUCUUUGUUCCCAAACGUGAUGUGAACCAGAAACCGAUGAGACUCUGCCAUGCCUGGGAAGAUGCAAUGAGGCUUCGAGACUUGGGGGUUUCCACAGAGAACUUAGGUCAAUGCAGAGAAGACAAAUAAUCCAUCUGCCUCCACAGGUCUCUGUGGGAGGAACAAAUUGACAUCACGAAGGGGUUCACAGCCACAUGGGGCUAGGGACUGGCAGAGGACUCUAGAGCUGAGUUCAGUCCUCUAUCUCCCAUAGUACGUAACCCCUCGGUGAUGCCUUCCCCUCCACUUCAAAGCUCACUGAGUAUCAUUUCAUUCUGCUAAGGAAGGAGGUAUUCUGGGCACUGGAGCUCUGUCUAUACUAGUAAGAUAAUCAGCGCCAUGCCUGGGUGCUGAAUCUUGUGCUGCCCAGGCUGUGAAGGAUUAAUUGAGUUGAGGCCAGGCUGCCAGUUGGCCUCUGGACAAGACAACGGGCCACAAUGCUGUUUAGUUUACUAGUAGAGAAAUAGCCUUAUUUCCCCAUGGACAUGUUGAAACAGAAAAAAAAAAAAAACCCUCAUUAAAAUUCUUUGUUUACUUUUUUAAUAAAAAAAUCAAUUAAUGUCCCACAUGUUGAUUUUCAGAGGCAUUUUCGAUCAAAAGAUAGCAAUGAUGACUUUUCAGUGAAAAUAAUGCCUUGGAAGAGGGGGACUGGUUCUCUCUAGGAUCAGCUAGAGUUGACGAUAGGGUGGGCCUGCCUUUGGGCUCUUGUCUGAUAGCUGAAUGCAGGAGGUUAGUACAAGCACAGUCUUAGGAGGUCAUGAUAUGUGGCAUUAGAAAUAUCAGACGUCUGAGUUCCAGACAUGUAUUUUUUGCAUUAAGUGGAACGGGGUAUGGUUAUAACUGCCAGCUGUUCAUCGAAAUGCACAAUUUUUUAAUUAUAAAAUUACGUCUGUAUUGA
Grus americana (Whooping crane) is the source of this 3568-nucleotide messenger RNA. RefSeq names its product family with sequence similarity 167 member A (gene FAM167A). NCBI's taxonomy places the organism in Eukaryota, Metazoa, Chordata, Aves, Gruiformes, Gruidae. The coding region runs from base 283 to 1062 and encodes 259 amino acids. The transcript has 3 exons. The record is from RefSeq and is a predicted model, not a curated record.